AUGUCCACUAUAGCUUAUAGGUACUGUUUAUGCAUGAUCUUAGAAAAUGUGAAUGUUGCUCCUAUGCUGAUUUUGCUCAAGGGCGCCAACGGGGAUGAUUUGAAGAAGAUAAAACGUGUUAUCCAGUAUGGAGUUUUUGCUGCUUAUCACCUGGCUCUGGAGACAUCUUUUCUUGCUGAUGAAGGUGCUUCCUUGCCAGAGCUCCCCUUGAAGUCCCCAAUUAAAGUUGCAUUGCCUGAUAAACCAUCAACUAUUCAAAGAUCCAUUUCUAUGAUUCCUGGUUUCUCUCUACCCAUAGCCCAGAGACCGCUCGAUCACCAUUGCCUUGGCAUGUCAUCUCAUUCCUCAACCAAUCUGUUAUCUGGUAUCACAUCAUCAUCCAACAAUGCUCCAAUGCUUGUUGAACAGUCAAGUUUGCCUGAAGUUUCUAACUCAUUAGCUAGUGCUACAACUGCCUCAAAUAAGGUAGACCUUUCUGAUUGUCUUAAUUCCUCGCAUCAUUCAAGGCUUCAGUUCUCAGAUCAAGCUGAUGAGAGGAAUAAAAUGGCUCCAAAUGACCCUCAUGAAGAAUCUCCACUGGACAGAGGUGAAGUUGCAGGAAAUGAUUAUAUACCGAAUUUUCCUAGCAAUGCUUUGAGGGAUGCUGGUAGCCUUUCUCAUGUUGUGGAAAGUUCACGCACUAGUCACUUAACUUCAGAAUUGUUGCUACCGGAAUUUGGUAAUAGUUACUUUGAGGAAUUAGGCUCACUGAAGCAAGAGUUUCCUUCCUCAUCUUCCGAUCAGCAGAGUAUUUUAGUGUCCCAUUCAACACGCUGUGUUUGGAAAGGAACUGUUUGUGAGCGCGCUCAUAUUUCUCGAAUAAAAUACUAUGGACUCUCUGAUAUGCCUUUGGGCCGUUUUUUACGGGACCAGCUGUUUGCUCAGAAUUAUAGGUGUCCCUCAUGUGAAAUGCCGCCAGAAGCACAUGUUCGUUGCUAUACUCAUCGGCAAGGCAGCCUCACAAUUUCUGUAAAGAACCUACCUGAACGUAUCUUGCCAGGAGAACGGGAAGGAAAGAUAUGGAUGUGGCACAGGUGUCUGCGAUGUCCUCGGACCAAUGGUUUCCCUCCUCCAACCAGGAGGGUAUUGAUGUCUGAUGCUGCUUGGGGAUUGUCAUUUGGGAAAUUUUUGGAACUCAGUUUUUCAAAUCAUGCAGCAGCGAGCAGGGUCGCAAGUUGUGGUCAUCUUCUUCACCGUGAUUGUCUCCGGUUCUAUGGGUUUGGGACAAUGGUAGCUUGUUUUCGAUAUGCUCCUAUUGGUGUUUAUUCUGUAUUUCUCCCACCUCCAAAGCUUGAAUUUAGCCAUGAUAAUCACGAGUGGAUUCAGAAAGAAGGUGAUGAGGUGCACAGCAGGGCGAAUGCUUUGUUUGCUGAGGUGUCCAAAGCUCUUCAUGCAAAGUUGGAAAAAAUUUCUGUUGAUAGUAGCUUGAAAGCACCGAAUAUAAGUGAGCAGAUUGUAGAGAUGGAAGAAAUAUUAGAGAAGGAGAAAACUGAGUUUGAGGUGAUUCUUUUAUUUUUCCCCUCCUGUUGCUUAGAUACUAAGUUGUAUCAUCUGCAUUGGUGGUGAGGUAUAAACAAAUUU
Nicotiana attenuata is the source of this 1620-nucleotide messenger RNA. RefSeq names its product 1-phosphatidylinositol-3-phosphate 5-kinase FAB1B-like. The transcript is spliced from 5 exons. Gene Ontology annotation, molecular function: 1-phosphatidylinositol-3-phosphate 5-kinase activity. The record is from RefSeq and is a predicted model, not a curated record. Bases 1 to 1605 code for a protein of 534 amino acids. Gene Ontology annotation, biological process: phosphatidylinositol phosphate biosynthetic process. Gene Ontology annotation, cellular component: endosome membrane. Lineage: Eukaryota; Viridiplantae; Streptophyta; Magnoliopsida; Solanales; Solanaceae.